AUGACCAGCCACCUCACCGCGGAUUGUCCGCUGUUGCUCGUCGCCUGUCACCCGUCGGCCAACUCGGAGGACCAAGACAUGCAUCCUAACACCCACCAGCGCCCCAAGCAUCACCAGAUCCGGACCACAUUGGCACAUAGAGCCUCAGCCGACAGUUGCAUACCGGCCAGUGGUGACCAGGCCUGCUUGUCUCUGUCGGAAAGGACAGCUCAGAGGUUCCGAUGCUUCCAACAGUGGCACGCCCCUCUUUCCGAGGUCAUAGGGAUACUGGUAACCUACUAUUGCGAACAUCAACUGGCUGCGGACCCGGGCCCUCAGAAGAGUCAACACCGACUCUUUCAUCACUGUCUGUGGAGUCCGUGGCAGCUGUUAGGCUUUCUCGUUGGCAAACUGGCUUGUCGCACCGGUGACCUGUCCCCAUACGCUGGUUCCGUUUCAUCACCAGGCGGCUCUCGUGGCGGUGGCGUUGGCUACCGCGCUCUUGGCACGGUGCUCCAGGCGACCGAGCCACCGACUGUCGGUCCUGUCGGUCCUCAUCACUGUUGUCAAACUCUCUUGGCGGUGGUGAUGGCGCCCACCUUCCUUCCCCAUCCCCAGCCCACUGUCAGCGCCUACAAUUACGAGGUGCAGUCAGUGCGCCGCCCAAUUACUACUCUCAGCGACAACCGGGCGCGCGGCAUCCUCCCCAAAAGGUCUUCCACCCGACAAGUUGGCACGCCCCCGCAGAAAACUGCUAGACAUGAAAGGGAAAAGGGACAAUACGGCCUUUGUCAAACAUGCUACCAUCAUUCUGCAGCCUUUUGUCACCGUCGUGUCGUGCCCGUAACAUCCGGCCAAGUCGGCCUGCGGCAAACAAGAUCCGUGCCUCCUUCGGGUUUCUGUGAUGUGUGUCCUUGGGAUCUUCGCACGCCGCCAUAUCGCCGAUUAUGCCAGCCCCAGCUGAGCACAGUCACGACUCACCGACCGCUUGAGACGCCUGACUGUGGUGUGGCGUACCACCCCGGGUCCUCCGCGGCCAACUAG
This is a messenger RNA of Cordyceps militaris CM01, 1023 nucleotides long. RefSeq lists its product as uncharacterized. The record is from RefSeq and is a predicted model, not a curated record. The transcript is spliced from 5 exons. Bases 1 to 1023 code for a protein of 340 amino acids. Lineage: Eukaryota; Fungi; Ascomycota; Sordariomycetes; Hypocreales; Cordycipitaceae.